GAAAUACGAUAAAUAAAGAUAAAAAGUUUAAGUCUUUUAUAAAAUAAAACACAAAUAUAUGAAAAUAUGACAUUUACUAAAUAUUUGUAAAUUAAAAAAAUAAAAAAUAAACCCGCGCUUUGAAAGCGCGGAUCAAAAUCUAGUUCAUCACUUAUAAAUCCAACGUAAGGAAAAAACAUAAAUAAUUAUAAAAAUAGCAUGGUUUAUUUAGUCUUUAAAAAACAUGUAUAAAAUUUAAAUAAUAUAAAUAUUUUUAAUUAACAAAAACUAUAUUAAAUAUCUACUCUAAAAUUUUAAACUAUUUUUAAAUAUUCAUAUAUCCUUUUAAAUAUUGGGAAGGUGAGUUAUGUGUCCUUCUCGCUAUAUAGAUUAUAUAUACAUAAGUGCCCUGAUAUAUGUUCUCCCAGUCUUUUUAAAAAACCAAACUAACCGAUUAAGUAAAAACCUAAUUUUUGUUUAGUUGCCGAAUUGAACCGGACCCUCUACACCGAAACAAAUUAAAUUUUUUUUGGCAGUUUGUUUUGGUUAAUAACCACAUGCCUAUGUUCUCCAGUGAACGUGAACUUGUCUUUCUCUUGUUACUCACCUAUUGCAUACUAUUUUUAUAUGUUAACAAUAAUCGAGAACUAAAUUAGUAUGCUUUGCUACAUGUACUAUGUCUUAAUAUCUCAAUUUGAUGCUGCAAAACUGAGAAAACUCCGUCCGAGUUUCAAGGAGAAUGGAGGCACUGUUAAAGCAGGAAAUGCCUCUAGCAUAAGGCAGGAGAUUAGGUAUUUACCUGUAACUUCUAUGGGUUGGUCAUUGGGGGAGGGGGCUAUCCAUUCCGUUGAAACAGCGAUCCUUACAACCAACUUAUUCCAGACGGUAGGAGACAACGCGUGUGUACGGAUGAAGAUUUUACAUAAAUAUGGGAUCUUAUGGAAUAUGGAAUUUUCAGAGGAUUCGAAUAUUGGAUAUAGUCAAGGAAUUUUCUGUUGUGUGUGUGAAACGGCGAGAGGGAGAUCGAUAAGUGGAUAUGGGCUAUGUAGAUAUUCAAAUCCAGCGAAUUAUCUUCUGAGGCCAAACCGUUUGGAUUUGCUAUUCUUCGUGUUCGUCUCUAGUAUAUGGUGUUUUGGAUUUGUGCGCAGAAGGAGAAGAGAGUGUUGGUAG
Molecule: messenger RNA, 1149 nt
Organism: Brassica napus (rape)
Lineage: Eukaryota; Viridiplantae; Streptophyta; Magnoliopsida; Brassicales; Brassicaceae
Exons: 3
Coding region: 637-1149 (170 amino acids)
Source: RefSeq, a predicted model, not a curated record